Aureococcus anophagefferens is the source of this 1215-nucleotide messenger RNA. RefSeq lists its product as hypothetical. The record is from RefSeq and is a predicted model, not a curated record. Gene Ontology annotation, molecular function: aryl sulfotransferase activity. Bases 1 to 1215 code for a protein of 404 amino acids. NCBI's taxonomy places the organism in Eukaryota, Pelagophyceae, Pelagomonadales, Pelagomonadaceae. The transcript is spliced from 2 exons.
AUGGCGCCGUCGGCGCUGCCCAAGGCGGUCCUCGCGGUCCUCGCGACGGUCGGCGCCCUGCUCGUGGGCGCGCGCCUCGCGCACCCGGCGGCCACGCUGCCCGACGCGCUGCUCGCCGCCGUCCAGCGGCUCAACGACCACGACAUGUCGCCGUCGAGCGUCGACGCCGAGGCCGGCGGCAACGGCACGGUGACCUACGACGACUUCCUCGCCAUCGAGGACGUGCGCGCCUUCCUGAAGAUGAAGGGCCUGUCGACGAAGGACUACGGCGACCACCCGACGCUCUUCAAGUACGUCCCGCGGGAGGUGACCAUGUCCAAGACGGAGAAGCUGAUGCGCGGCGAGCUCGGCGAGGCGGCGAGCGCCGGCUACGUCGCCUACGCCGUGGCCUACUACGACGGCUCCGAGAACACGGCCUCCUACCUCAUCGUCCAGGACAUGGAGGGCAGCCUGCUCCAGGUCGCGCCCUUGUACGGCGAGGUGUUGAGGAACAAGGGCCUCUCCCACGCCAACGAGGGGGAGAUCUACAAGGGCAUCGGCCUGAAGAACUACAACUCGACGCAUCUGCUCGUGGCCUUCGGCAAGGAGAGCGCCCUCACGGGGCCGCGCGCGCUCUUCGACGUCGACAGCGGCGCCUGGAUCGAGCUCUGCGACGGCGAGUCCAACGACUCCCACGACAUCCAGAUGGCCUACAAGGGCGCGGCCCUCUGGCAGGCCGACGGCCGCACGGUCACGAAGAAAUUCUCCGCGGCCGACGGCUCCGAGCUCGCCGAGUUCCAGAUGACCGACAUCGCGGACCCGAACCACGUCCAGCUCGUCGAGGAGGACAAGUACGCCUUCGUCUCGUCGCGCCAGACCGACGGCAUCGUGCGCGUCCACGUCGCCACGGGCGACGUCGUCUACACCAUCGGCGGCGAGUACGGCGACUUCGAGAUCUUCGACGCCGCCGGCCGCAAGUGGAAGAAGGGCACGUCGCUCUGGGUCGGCCAGCACAACGCGGAGUACUUCGGCGACGACGAGUUCUGCCUCUUCGACAACCAGGAGGCGUCGGCGUCGUCGACGCUCAACGCGUUCGACGUCGCGAGCACGGACGCGUCGCGGUCCGCCAUGGCCGCGACGUCCCCGGCGCCGGCCUUGUCCGGCGGGAAGGCCGCGAAGACGUCGUCGAGGUCUCGCGCCUGCUUGAGGCCCGACUCGUUGAGCGGGCUGUCGUAG